AUGUCUCGCCUUAAUGACACGAACAUUGAAGUUCUUAGAUUCCUCCUUAUCAGAAUCCGUGGACUGGAGAAGAGUCACAUCUGGAUACCCAUUCCUCUCUCCUUCAUGUACCUUCUUUCUCCCCUGGGUAACUUUACAGUCCUCUUCUUUAUCAAGACAGAGCCAAGCCUCCACGAACCUAUGUACUAUUUCCUUUCAAUGCUCUCCAUUUCUGACCUAGGGUUAUCCCUCUCUUCCUUACCCACCACAUUGGGACUAUUUCUGUUUGGUAUCUAUGAAAUUCAUGCAGCUCCCUGCUUUGCCCAGGAGUUCUUUAUCCAUCUGUUCACUGUCACCGAAGCCUCUGUGCUAUCUGUAAUGGCAUUUGACCAAUAUGUGGCCAUCCACAACCCUCUGAGAUACAGCAUAAUCUUAUCCACCUCCAGAGUCAUCAAAGCAGGGGUCUUACUGACUUCCAAAAAUGUUCUUUUGAUCCUUCCACUACCCUUUCUAUUGCAACGGCUGACAUACUGUCAUCAAAACCUGCUCUCACACUCCUACUGUCUCCACCAGGAUGUCAUGAAGCUGGCAUGCUCUGACAACAGAGUCAAUGUUGUCUAUAGACUCUGUGCUGCCCUUUCUACUAUUCUGGAUUUGUUGUUUAACUUCUCCUACAUAAUCAUCUUAAAGACAGUACUGGGCAUUGCGACUCCCAGAGAGCAGUUUAAGGCCCUUAACAUUUGCAUCUCUCAUAUCUCUGCUGUGCUUCUCUUCUAUGUGCCCAUGCUGAGUGCAGCAAUUCUCCAACAUUUUGCCAGGGAUUUGUCUCCUAUGAUCCACAUCCUCAUGGCUGAUGUUUUCCUGCUGGUGCCACCCCUGAUGAAUCCCAUUGUGCACUGCGUGAAGACCUAUCAAAUCUGA
Diceros bicornis minor is the source of this 900-nucleotide messenger RNA. Its product is annotated as olfactory receptor 51A4-like. Lineage: Eukaryota; Metazoa; Chordata; Mammalia; Perissodactyla; Rhinocerotidae. The record is from RefSeq and is a predicted model, not a curated record. Gene Ontology annotation, cellular component: membrane. Gene Ontology annotation, biological process: G protein-coupled receptor signaling pathway. Gene Ontology annotation, molecular function: olfactory receptor activity; G protein-coupled receptor activity.